AUGGUCGGCAGCGGCAUGGCGGCGGGCGAAGACGGCGAGUUGGUGGACCACUACUCGGUGCUGGGCCUGCCGUCGGGCGAGGAGGGGGCGAAGCUAACCCUAGAAGAGAUCAGGAAGGCCUUCCGGACUCAGUCCCUCUCGAGCCACCCGGACAAGCGCCCCGGCGACCCCACCGCCACCGCCGAUUUCCAGCGCCUCCGCGCCUCCUACGACGCCAUCUGCGACCCCUCCGCUCGCCGCCUCCUCGACGCCCGCCUCCGCCUCCGCCUCAGCCUCCGCCGCAGCCGCAAGAAGAAUCCCACGAGCACGAGCACGAGCACGAGCACAUCAUCCAUCCUCGAGGAUAUGUUCCCGGAGGUUUUCGAGUGGUGGCGCGCCGAGUCAGCAAAGAGCCGGGCCGAGUACAAAAAGUUCAGGGCUGAGAUCAGAAAAAGCUGGGCCGAGCGCGAGGCCUGGUAUACCGAGAAAGUCUUCCCCCUCGUAAGCGAGGAGACCAAAGCUUCUAUUCUGAAACAUGUUUUUCGCCGUCGCCGACCAAAGAAGAAGGGAACGCGCUGA
Ananas comosus (pineapple) is the source of this 558-nucleotide messenger RNA. Its product is annotated as chaperone protein DnaJ-like. The record is from RefSeq and is a predicted model, not a curated record. The transcript has a single exon. Bases 1 to 558 code for a protein of 185 amino acids. Lineage: Eukaryota; Viridiplantae; Streptophyta; Magnoliopsida; Poales; Bromeliaceae.